Molecule: messenger RNA, 1085 nt
Organism: Prorocentrum cordatum
Lineage: Eukaryota; Dinophyceae; Prorocentrales; Prorocentraceae
Source: the annotation of a GenBank genome assembly
GUGCCGGGUCGCCGGUCAUCUACGACGGGCCCACCCUGGGCUGGGCGGACUGCCGCACGAGGUGCGCCAACCACGGCUGCGGCUUCUGGAGCUACUGGCGCGACUCCCCGCAGCACCGGUGCAGGCUCACCACGGCGUGCGCACGGCGCGAGCGCGACCCCCGCCACAGCGUCAGCGCGUACCGGGGCUCGCAGGACGACGGGGCUGCCGAGGAGGCCGCCGAGCCCGAGGCCGAGCCCGACCCGGAGUUGCAGAGCCCGCCUGGCGCCCGCCAGGGCUGCCUCUCGCCACAGGGCACGGCCCGCAAGUUCGCCGCCUCGCCGCAGAGCGGGUGGCACAACCUGGGCAGGGUGGAUUCGUACAUCAACUGCUCACACACCGCGGGGUCGAAGGGCUACCAGAACCUCGUCUACAACAUCGGCUCGGUCGCCAAGGGCCGCUGCUACGGCUUCGCCAGCGACGUGCCGGAGGUGCACCAGCACGGCUGCGAGGACGCCUAUUGUUGGCUCUUCGGUCCAGCGUGCGAGCCCGCCAGCCGCCACGAGGAGGAGGUGCAACGCCUCGCAGGGGACAGCAGCACGAUGCGCAGCUGGGGCGAGGCCGCCCCCGGCGCGGCGCGGGAGGCCAAGCAGGCCGUGCUCAUGGCCGUGGAGGCCCGGGCGCGCGCCGACGAAGGCAGCGGCGAGGAGCCGCGCGCCGAGGAGGCGCGCGAGGGCGUCCGCGACGCCCAGGAGGACCUGGCGCACACGAUCGCGGAGGUGGCGCGCACGGUCGCCGAGGCGGGCCAGGCGGCGCAUGGGGCCGGCGAGGCGGGCGAUCGGUCGGCGCAGGGGGCCGCCAGCGAUCGAGGCGAGGAGGCUGCCGAGGAGGACGUGAUGGAUAUGGACGCCACGAGCGAAGAGACGGUCAAGGGGGAGGUCGAGGACCGCCUGGAGGCUGAGCACCAGGCAGCGCGGGAGGCCAGCCGGGCUCAUCGAACGACCCAACAGGACGCGCGAGCCGAGGAGGACGCCGUGGAGGAGGAGUUCAUUGACAUGGACACCAAGAGCGCCGAGACGACCGAGGGGGAGGCCGAGGACCACGCG